This is a messenger RNA of Penicillium manginii, 1182 nucleotides long. RefSeq names its product Aromatic prenyltransferase DMATS type. The transcript is spliced from 2 exons. Gene Ontology annotation, molecular function: transferase activity, transferring alkyl or aryl (other than methyl) groups. Gene Ontology annotation, biological process: alkaloid metabolic process. The coding region runs from base 1 to 1182 and encodes 393 amino acids. Lineage: Eukaryota; Fungi; Ascomycota; Eurotiomycetes; Eurotiales; Aspergillaceae. The record is from RefSeq and is a predicted model, not a curated record.
AUGACAGUCACAGUCAAGCCUCCCACCUCAGGGGAAAUCAAAGUCAAUGGCGAUUCCGAGAACGCGAGUCCGCCAUUCAAGUGCUUCGCCUUUCAGGAUCAUGCCGAGCAUGCCUGGUGGGACAAGACGGCGGCAAUACUGUCUAAAGUUCUCCAAUCUGCCCAGUACAGUGUUGAAAACCAGUAUCUUUAUAUGAUGCUGUACAGGACUGUUCUGAUUCCUCGCCUCGGGCCACACCCCCAUACUUGGGAUUCCUUCAUCACGUAUUCCGGAAUCCCAGUGGAAUUCAGCAUUAAUUUCCAGGAGAAUGGUCCUCCCACAGCUCGGAUCGGGUGGGAGCCUACUAGCCACAAGUCAGGUUCCUCGGCAGACCCAAUCAACCAGGCCACUAUCACCGAGGCAAUUGCCACCAUGUCCGAACUCAAUCUCAAGGGAUUCAACUCUCAGUACCUCAAUCAUAUGAUAGAAUCACUCACCGCUACUAGCGAAGAAUCCACCGAGGUUGGUCGUGAUCACUUAUAUCUCCUCAGGAUGAAGAAUCAAGUGUCCUUCGGGCUCGAUCUCAAGGACGGAGAGGUCUCUGUCAAAUGCUACUUGUAUCCAGCCCUGAAGUCGUACCUGACGGGCAAGUCGUUCAGAGCCUUGGUGAAUCACGCGGUGGACUCCAUCGGUGGGGUCUGCUAUCCCGCCUUGGAUACAGUCCACGAAUAUCUAGAGAGUGCAGGAUUGUACAACCAGUAUUCUUUUAUUGGAAUUGAUUGCACUGCUGUUUCCAAAUCUCGCCUUAAAGUGUACAAUACAAUCCAGGACGUGACAUGGUCUAAGCUGCAAGACAUAUGGACUCUGGGUGGUCGCUUCAAGUCCCAUGCCACUAUACAGCGCGGGCUUCAGUUCGCCCAAAAGUUCUGGCAGCUGGUUACUUUGGAUCAGGAGAAAAUGGACGUAGGCAUCUGGAGUUACGAACUCGCGACUGGAUCCAGCAGUUUCCUUAACCCGAAGUACUAUUUCAUUCUUCAUGGUCUCAACGACAUUCAAAAUGCCCAGGCUAUUGUAAAGUUUUACGAAUAUGUCGGAUGGCAUGACUUGGCUGCAACAUUCAUCGACUCGGUCAAAGGAUACUUGUUCGUUUGCCCUCCUGAUUGCUCCUGGGUGUCGAUCCAUGCUAACUACUUCAUAACGUGA